GCCUGAAGGACCUCACGAAGAAGUAAACAAAAAAAAAAGAUGUCGCACUAAUUGAUAGAAAAGCUUCAAUUUGGCCCAAAUUUACCUUGUUUAACGGCUUCAUUAUUACGACGCGAUGGCAGAGGAUCACGAUCUGGAGAAGCGGGCUGUAGAGGAGCUCCUCAGGGAGACUGACAGGGCACGGGUGAGAGCUGAGACCAUGGGCCCUGCAGGAUGGCUGAAGUGUCCCCUGCGGAGCACCAACAAGCGCUUCCUCCUCAACACCCUCCGCUCCACCAGCUUGCAAAAGCGCACAAACAGCAAGCCCAGAGAUGGACAGUCCCCCACAAGAGGGCGCCUGAGGAGGAGUGACUCCCCAGACAGAAGUCGAGACCGCAGCAGAACACCUCCCAGGGAUCACAGGAGUACAGCAGGACUCACAGACCAUAAACACCAGCACAGAGACAGCUGCAAUAACAAAGAUAAGAGGCGGGAGAGAGACAAAGAGGGGCACAGAGACAACAGAGAACGGAGACAUGAGGGGACAGACGGCCAGAACAGAGACACAGGCACACUUCAUGACGGACGACUUCUGUGUGAGGAGAAACUCAGAUUUUAUAAAAGACUCUCCUGCUGUUGUAAGAACAAAAGUGAACACUUCUUUAACUGAUCUCUGAUCAGCUAACACACCUUACAGAGCAGUUCUGUACAGCAGCCAUGGAGGAAUAUGCACAGAAGAAGAGCUAACCUUUCACGUUUCUAUUCUAACUGAAGGAACAGAACAUAAAAUCUCUUUAUUUUUGAUUUUUUUAAAAAUAAUUUUGUAGAUAAUAAGAUCCAGUUGAUUCCUUUGAUUUUUACCACUGAAUCUGUUGUUAGAACUAUUAAAUUACAACUAUGACUCAGAAAUCAACAGCAAUUUCAGUGUUUCCUCAAGGUUUUGGGGCCAUUUUUUAACUUAAACAAAAGACAUCUUAAUUACAUUUAGGUUUUUUUCUUUAUUUACUUGUCAAAGUUGGAAACCUGAGCCAAACAAUAUAUAUUUUCAAUACUUGGAUGUUAGAUAUAUUGUUGGGGGUAAUAAAGAUAAAUAAAUGAAAAUCCUUUGGCCAUCCCUGCAUAUGUCUGGGCCCUGUGUGGGCACCCCCAGUAACUCCGCCCCUGCUGUUAAACUAACCCACUUGAAAGAACGUCCUGUGACUUCAUCCAUCAGCGGGACAGAAGACUAUGUGAGGGGAGCAACAAGAAGGAGGGUACUGAACUUUCAUUCAGAUAAAAGUCACGACUUCUCAAGGAUUUACAACCAUAUUGACAUCUUUGUGUCUGGCUUAGACCAGGAAGACAUAAGGUCCCCCUCAGUAGAAACACGGCAGCUGGUUGCAAAGGGGUUAAAACCUAAAGCCCCUUCCUGUCUCACAUGACCUCUAUAGUUUAAUACCAUUCAGUUUCACCUGCACAAGGAAAAACUUCUCAGUAUCAAUUAUAAUAUCAUUACCAUUAUGCUGUUAUUAUUCACUGGCCAUAGUGUUUACAUAGGCCAUGCUUCUGUCGCCACUGGGUAAGCACAUUUUAUCACCUAUCCAGCUUUUUGACAGGUAUACUCUGGCUAUCAGAGACCGUUUUGUUUGCUAAAGGAGAAAAAUCUUUUUCUGACUCUCCUAUGUAUGCAAGAGGUCAUGUUUGAUAAAACAUUUUAUCCCAUAGCUGCCAUGGGGGAAGAAGAGAGAGCACUGCCAGACAGUGUGCAGGGAUUUGCUUGCUAUUUUGUUCGUUUUUUGUAAAAAAAUUAGCCAAUAGUGUUAUUUGUGUUUCCUUGGUAUUGAUACCUGUUAUUAGCGGAGAUGCUGAGCAUCCAUACUAUUGA
Molecule: messenger RNA, 1843 nt
Organism: Cheilinus undulatus (humphead wrasse)
Lineage: Eukaryota; Metazoa; Chordata; Actinopteri; Labriformes; Labridae
Product: protein POLR1D-like
Source: RefSeq, a predicted model, not a curated record